ACCUAGCAAAUUGAACAGUCGUUGUUGAGCAGCAGGUUCAUUCAUCAAGCAAAUAUGGAGUGGGCUAAUCAAUUAUGCGAGAACCGGCAAUUUGGAUCCAAGAUGACGGACUCUAAGUAUUUCACCACUACCAAGAAAGGAGAGAUCUUUGAGCUGAAAGCUGAGCUGAACAGCGAUAAGAAGGAGAAGAAGAAGGAGGCUGUGAAGAAGGUCAUUGCCUCCAUGACCGUUGGGAAGGAUGUCAGUGCCCUGUUUCCAGAUGUGGUGAACUGCAUGCAGACUGACAACCUGGAGCUGAAGAAGCUAGUCUACCUGUACCUGAUGAACUAUGCCAAGAGCCAGCCUGACAUGGCCAUCAUGGCUGUCAACACCUUCGUCAAGGACUGUGAGGACGCUAACCCCCUAAUCCGGGCCCUGGCUGUUCGUACUAUGGGCUGCAUCCGCGUGGACAAGAUCACUGAAUACCUGUGUGAGCCUCUGAGGAAGUGUCUGAAGGACGAGGACCCCUACGUGAGGAAGACUGCAGCCGUGUGCGUGGCCAAGCUCCAUGACAUCAACGCCCAGCUGGUGGAGGACCAGGGCUUCCUGGAUACCCUCAAGGACCUCAUCUCUGACUCCAACCCCAUGGUGGUAGCGAAUGCCGUGGCAGCCCUGUCUGAGAUUGCAGAGUCCCACCCCAACAGCAACCUGCUGGACCUGAACCCCCAGUCCAUCAACAAGCUGCUGACGGCCCUCAACGAGUGCACAGAGUGGGGUCAGAUCUUCAUCCUGGACUGCCUGGCCAACUACACCCCCCGUGACGACCGCGAGUCCCAGAGUAUCUGUGAGCGGGUGACCCCCCGUCUGUCCCAUGCCAACUCUGCGGUGGUGCUGUCGGCGGUCAAGGUGCUGAUGAAGUUCAUGGAGAUGCUUCCUAAGGAUCUGGACUACUAUGGCACCCUGCUGAAGAAGCUGGCCCCGCCCCUGGUCACCCUGCUGUCUGCAGAGCCUGAGCUGCAGUAUGUGGCCCUGAGGAACAUCAACCUCAUCGUACAGAAACGCCCAGAGAUCCUGAAGCAUGAGAUGAAGGUGUUCUUUGUGAAGUACAACGACCCCAUCUAUGUCAAGCUGGAGAAACUGGACAUCAUGAUCCGCCUGGCGUCUCAAGCCAACAUCGCCCAGGUGCUGGCAGAGCUGAAGGAGUAUGCCACUGAGGUGGAUGUGGACUUUGUGCGGAAGGCAGUCCGAGCCAUCGGCCGCUGUGCCAUCAAAGUGGAGCAAUCAGCGGAGCGCUGUGUGAGCACCCUGCUGGACCUCAUCCAGACCAAGGUCAACUAUGUGGUGCAGGAGGCCAUCGUGGUCAUCAAGGACAUUUUCCGCAAGUACCCCAACAAGUAUGAGAGUGUGAUCGCGACGCUGUGUGAGAACCUGGACUCUCUGGAUGAGCCAGAGGCGCGGGCGGCCAUGAUCUGGAUCGUAGGAGAGUAUGCUGAGAGGAUUGACAACGCUGAUGAGCUGCUGGAGAGCUUCCUGGAGGGCUUCCACGACGAAAGCACCCAGGUGCAGCUGCAGCUGCUGACAGCCAUAGUGAAGCUGUUCCUGAAGAAACCCACUGAGACCCAGGAGCUGGUGCAGCAGGUGCUCAGCCUGGCCACACAGGACUCUGACAAUCCMGACCUGCGAGACCGUGGCUACAUCUACUGGCGCCUGCUCUCCACUGACCCCGUGGCUGCCAAGGAGGUGGUACUGGCCGAGAAGCCCCUGAUCUCGGAGGAGACCGACCUGAUUGAGCCCACCCUGCUGGAGGAGCUCAUCUGCCACAUCGGCACYCUGGCUUCCGUCUACCAUAAACCCCCCAGCGCCUUCGUGGAGGGCAGCCGCGGUGUGAUGCACAAGAGGCUCCCCGCCCGCACUGGAUCAGGAGAGAGUACGGAGAGCCCCGACGUGGGCACUGCUGCUGGGGGCUCUGCCCCUGAGGCUGCUCCCUCUAUCAUCCCCUCCCAGGGAGACCUCCUGGGGGACCUUCUCAACCUGGACAUGGCACCCCCCACCACCAGCGGCCCACCCCCCACCACCGGCAUGCAGAUGGGGGGCAUGGACCUCCUGGGUGGAGGUCUGGACAGCCUGCUUGGAGGAGAUAUUGGUGGGAGUCCUGCGAUGGGGGCAGGUUUUGGGGCGGCUCCUGCUGUGAUGCCAGCCURGCUCAAUGCCCCAGUGGGGGGUGGCCUAGGAGACCUGUUUGACCUGGGAGGUGGGGUUGGCAUGCCGAUGGGAGCAUAUAUUCCUCCUAAAAUAGUGUGGCUCCCGGCCAUGAAGGCUAAAGGUCUGGAGAUUUCUGGGACCUUCGCUCGGCGUGCUGGAGUCAUCCAGAUGGAGCUGAUCCUCACCAACAAGGCCAUGAGCAUCAUGACUGACUUCGCCAUCCAGUUCAACAGGAACAGUUUUGGCCUGGCCCCUGCCGGCCCUCUCCAGGUCCUUACCCCUCUCGGCCCAAACCAGACAAUUGAAGUCAGCCUCCCCCUCAGCACUGUCGGGCCAGUCAUGAAGAUGGACCCUCUCAACAACCUGCAGGUGGCUGUGAAGAACAACAUUGACGUCUUCUACUUCAGCUGCCAAUACCCCAUCAGCAUGCUGUUUGUGGAAGAUGGAAAGAUGGAGCGUCAGGUGUUCCUGGCAACAUGGAAAGACAUUCCUAAUGACAACGAGUCUCAGUUCCAGAUCAAAGACUGUCAUCUCAACUCAGAUGCAGCCAGCAGCAAGCUGCAGGGCAGUAACAUCUUCACCAUAGCCAAGCGCACUGUGGAGGGCCAGGACAUGCUUUACAUGUCCAUCAAACUGUCCAAUGGCAUCUGGGUGCUGGCUGAACUGAGGGUGCAGGCUGGAAACCCCAACUACACGAUCUCUCUGAAGUGCAGAGCACCAGAGGUGUCCCAGUGUGUGUUCCAGUGCUACGAGGCAGUGCUGAAGAACUGAACCCCUGACAGGGCUGAAGUAGGGGGUGCAACCUGAGGUCUGGAGACUGGCCCUGACUGGAGGGAGCUCCUGGACCCCAACCCUCCUGACCCUCUCCUCUCCUCCCCCUUCUCCUCCUGACAUACAGGCUUCUGAAAGACCCUUUCCUUGUAGAAUCUCCAACUCUGUCUGUCUGUCUGUCUGUCUGUGUGCCUCCCUGGGGACUCUGGUUUCUAUCUGUUCUGUCUGUCAAGCACUAACCCUCCACUCUACAAGUCCUUAUCUGAUUCAAGUCUGAAGUCUCUAGACCAAUCCUGUCACUCACGUCAAUAGUUGGGAAUGGCCUUUGUCUUCUUCACCUUGAACAUGGUUGGGGUUGUGUUUCCCAUAACCCACCAAGUCUAGUCGGUCUUCAAUGAGAGAUCACUACCCUAUCAGAUCUCCCUUACAUGAUGGCCAACUCCAGUCCAGCCUCUGCUGAUCUGAUUCAGUCCACCCUUCUCCCAUGAGCCUCUAAUCUGGGGCACACCUGGUAGGGGUUUUCAUCCAGUGCUGUUGGAGACUGUGAUGCGAUGGACUCUUGUUCCUUGUGACUGUUUCUCCAUAUCUCCCCCCUGAUGUCUUCUCUUUUCACGAUUAUCUCACCUCGCGUCUCUGCAAAUUAGUACCUAUAUUUAGUGUGUGUAAUCAGCAGUUAAAUCUCUGUCAGCAUACCUUUUGGUGCUUCAAAUUAAAAUGUGGCAGUACAGACACAUUGUUUCCCCAUAUCUUGGGGCUGUGAAGCACCUGCUGUGUUCCUGUUCUGUCACUUCACUCAGCCCCCCCCC
Molecule: messenger RNA, 3758 nt
Organism: Salvelinus sp. IW2-2015
Lineage: Eukaryota; Metazoa; Chordata; Actinopteri; Salmoniformes; Salmonidae
Gene: ap1b1
Product: adaptor related protein complex 1 subunit beta 1
Biological process (GO): intracellular protein transport; vesicle-mediated transport
Cellular component (GO): membrane coat; clathrin adaptor complex
Molecular function (GO): clathrin binding
Source: RefSeq, a predicted model, not a curated record